AUACACACAACCCUCACCUUCUCCCUUCUAGAGUUCGAAAAAUCAGGAGAGAGAAAAUCCUAAAAACUUGAGCAAUCAUCAAUGGCGGUGUUAAACGGCGUCGUUUUCAAGUCUUCUUCUUGCUGUUACACUACCCAGAUUGGAAAAGUUUCUGGGAAUUCAAGAAAUUCAUGUUUUUUGAAUUCUGAAGUUUGUUUUAGAAGAGGGAAUCGAACACCCAGUUUGAGGGAAUUGAAAUUAAAAGUUGGGAAUCAUGGGUUUGAAGAUGAAGGACACUUAGAUUAUUAUAAUUCUGGGGUUGGAGUUGGGGUUUCGGUUUCUCCUGUUUGUGGAGGGAAAAAGGGAAAGGGGAAAAAAGGGUGGAAUGGGAUUCCGGUGAAAAAGAGGAUGAAAUUGUUGAAGGGUUUGGUUAAGGAUUUGUCGACUUUUUCUGAGUUAGGGUUUGGGUUGAAUUUGGAUUCUGAUAAUAAUCUGGGUUUUGCUGUUGAUGAUGAUAAAUCCAGAACUAUUUCUCAAGCAGCAGAGACACUGUUAGCUCAAUUGAAGCUUCUAAAAGCAGAAGAAGAAAAGAUGAAGAAUUGUGAAUCUUCCUCUUCCUCUUCGGAAUCGAGUGACAGCGAAUGUGAUGAAGUGAUUGACAUGAAAACUAUGAAAAACAAGACUGUUGUUCGACCUAUUGAAACCAAGGAGAUUCAUUCAGUUAUUGAGGAACCACAAACAACUACACCAACCACACUGUUAGCUCAAUCUAUGAGUGAGCAACUUCCUCUAAACUCAGAGCAGAAGUGCAGCAAUAUGAUCCUUGAUUUGACCUUAAACAAGGAUGUAGGAAUCGAAGUUCUAGACUCGGAAACUCUGAAACUGCAUCAGCCAAGAGUGGAAAGUAUAGGGAAGAAGAUCGAGGUUUGUAUGGGCGGGAAGUGCAAGAAAUUAGGUGCCCCGGCAUUGAUGGAGGAGUUUCAAAGAGCAGUAGGCAGCGAGGGAGUUGUUGAAGGGUGCAAGUGCAUGGGCAAGUGUAAAAGUGCACCUAAUGUCAGACUUCAGAAUGGUAAUGUAGGUGCUGAUUCUGUGAAAACUAGUAACCCUCUCUACAUUGGUGUCGGUUUAGAAGACGUAGAGUUGAUCGUUGCAAACUAUUUUGAAGAAGAGGCUAAGGAUCAAUUGCGCUUUGCUGUUGCUGCUGUUUCUUCCUGAAGAAAUUUUAUUGCCAUUACAAGUAUUAUUUCAGUGUCUGAACUGAAAGAGGAGACUAGUGAGAUGAAGCUGUAAUAUUUCUGGAAAUGUAGAAUUAUUACUUUGGAGAGUCUGAUUUCUUAUUAAGGUUUUCUUCUUUUUGGUAAACCUAUUGACCUAUUGUACAUAAAACUCCAAUUCAUUGUAUAAUAUAUACUACUUGGUAAUGUGUAUUGAUUGUGUUUUAGAAACGAGAAAACUAGAAAUUGAAUAGAACAGUGAUUAUUUACUCAA
Molecule: messenger RNA, 1467 nt
Organism: Chenopodium quinoa (quinoa)
Lineage: Eukaryota; Viridiplantae; Streptophyta; Magnoliopsida; Caryophyllales; Amaranthaceae
Product: diacylglycerol O-acyltransferase 3, cytosolic-like
Exons: 2
Coding region: 82-1194 (370 amino acids)
Source: RefSeq, a predicted model, not a curated record